Messenger RNA from Drosophila willistoni, 2174 nucleotides. RefSeq names its product 60 kDa heat shock protein homolog 1, mitochondrial (gene Hsp60B). Bases 124 to 2043 code for a protein of 639 amino acids. NCBI's taxonomy places the organism in Eukaryota, Metazoa, Arthropoda, Insecta, Diptera, Drosophilidae. Gene Ontology annotation, biological process: apoptotic mitochondrial changes; mitochondrial unfolded protein response; protein refolding. The record is from RefSeq and is a predicted model, not a curated record. Gene Ontology annotation, cellular component: mitochondrial inner membrane; mitochondrial matrix. The transcript has a single exon. Gene Ontology annotation, molecular function: ATP-dependent protein folding chaperone; ATP binding; protein-folding chaperone binding.
UAGGAUAGUUCUAGUGGGAAGCAAACGAAAUUGUCUCACUCUCUAGUUUUGAACCAAAGCAAGAAUAACAUUUUUACUGCCGAAAAUUUUUCAUUUAAGCAAUUUUUUAAAAAUAGUUAGAAAAUGUUUCGAUUCUUUGCUCGCGAUGCUGCAGUGUGCACGGGUCGUAAUUUGUGCCGAGCCUAUUCAAAGGAGGUGCGCUUUGGACCCGAGGUGAGAGCUUUGAUGAUACGUGGCGUCGAUAUUCUCGCUGAUGCUGUGGCCGUCACUAUGGGUCCGAAGGGUCGUAAUGUUAUUGUCGAACGUCCCUGGACAUCGCCAAAGAUAACCAAAGAUGGCCAUACUGUGGCAAGGUCCAUUUCUCUGAAGGAUCAACACAUGAAUUUGGGUGCCAAGCUGGUGCAAGAUGUGGCAGAGAAUACGAAUCAGUCGGCUGGAGAUGGCACCACAACAGCCACUGUGCUGGCUCGUUCCAUAGCCAAAGAGGGUUUCAGUUACAUUUCACGUGGCGCUAAUCCUGUGGAGAUUCGGCGUGGUGUAAUGUUAGCUGUGGAUAAUGUAAAGCAGUCGCUCAUCGAGAUGUCCCAGCCCGUGCAGACACGCGAGGAGAUUCAACAAGUGGCCACCAUAUCGGCGAAUGGUGAUGCUGAGAUUGGCCGCUUGAUUGCUGACGCAACGGAACGUGUGGGUCGCAAGGGCACGAUUACAGUUAAAGAAGGAAAACGCCUCAAGGACGAAUUGCUUAUCACUCAGGGUCUAUGUUUCGACAAUGGCUAUAUAUCACCGUUCUUUGUCAAUAGCCCGAAGGGUUCAAAAGUCGAGUUUGCCAAUGCCUACGUUUUGUUAUCGCUAAAGAAGAUUACUUCGAUCUCCAAAAUUGUCAAAGGUCUGGAGUACUCGCUGCGCGAACGUCGCCCAUUGGUGAUCAUUGCCGAUGACAUUAGCGGUGAAGCUUUGAAUGCCUUGGUAUUGAACAGACUUAAACUAGGUCUGCAGAUUUGCGCUGUGAAGGCUCCCAGCUAUGGAGAUUAUCGCAAGCAGCUUAUUUUCGAUAUAGCCGCAGCCACUGGAGCCACAGUCUUUGGAGAUGAUAUAGACUAUGCCAAAAUUGAGGAAGCCAAAAUCGAGGAUUUGGGUCAGGUGGGCGAGGCCAUCAUAAGCAAGGAUAUCACUAUGUUAUUGCAGGGACAACCAAAGCCUAAUAUGCUGGAGAGACGUAUUCAACAGAUUCAAGAUGAGAUUCAAGAUAAACGUACAAAAGCCGAGCAUCGAGCUCGUCUACGUGAACGUCUCUCUGCCUUGACCAAGGGUGUGGCUGUCCUACACAUCGGUGGCCAAAGCGAGGUGGAGGUAAGUGAGAAAAAGGAUCGUGUAAUUGAUGCCCUUAAUUCCACUAGAGCGGCCAUUGAAGAGGGAAUCGUUCCCGGAGGUGGCACUGCUUUUCUACGCUGCAUACCACAAUUGGAGAGCCUCGUGCCAGGAAGUCAGGACUUGCAGCAGGGCAUUAAUAUUGUUCGCAAUGCUCUGCGUAUGCCUUGCAUGACCAUAGCCCGUAAUGCAGGAGUCGAUGCUGCCAGUGUUGUGGCCAAGGUAAUGAAUCGCAAAGAUGACUAUGGCUACGAUGCUUUCCGGGAUGAGUAUGGAAUGCUCUAUGACAAAGGCAUCAUUGAUCCGACAAAAGUGAUGCGUACAGCCAUUACGGAUGCUGCUGGAGUGGCCUCUCUUCUGAGCACCACCGAAGUGGUCAUUACCGAUGCUCGAAAUGAAGAUCUUCUAGCCAAAUUGGCUCGAGCUGGCGGUGGCAUGGAUGAAAUGGCUGGGAUGGGAGGAGGAAUGGGAGACAUGGAAGCACUGGCAGCUCUGGGUGGCAUGGGAGGCAUGGGUGGCAUGGGUGGAAUGGAUGGAUUUGACGAUAUAAUGGAUGCCAUGGGAGGUGGUGCUUCUGAUGGCGGUGCCAGCGCCAAAGAUCUAAACGAAAUUGUCAAAAAUAUACCCGGCAUGGAAGAUGUCACUGUCAGUGAUAUAGACAGCAGCCAAUUUUAAUCAUCGUCUGCGCAGUAGUUAAUUAAAAAUAAUUUUAUGCUUUGUGUGACAAAAUUAUUGAACAUUUUAUGAUUCUCAGAUCAGAACUGUCCUAUGAAUGAAUAAUAAAUGAAAAAUUUUAAAUUGUGAAA